UGCGUAUUGAUUCCUUUCCAUCCUAAGACUUGUAUAUAUUUCAUUGCUCUUUAGUCUUCAGCAUCAUUACGCUUAUCUCUUUAUUCAUUCCUUCUAUUUUCGCUCGCACAAUUACCAUCUGUCUUAUCUUAUACCAUACCAAUAUUUUCUUUUCUUGUCUCUCAGUCUCAUCUCUGUUCAUCCGAAGAGCAACACACCAUCACGGUUCACUUUUUGUUUUAGUUUUCAACGGCUUGCAGCUCAGACAAAGUGAAUAGCAAAAAGAGAAAUGUCUUCACAGAACCCUUUCGAGCAAUCCGAGUAUAAUCAAACUAAUCCAUUUGAGGAUUCAAAUCAGAUCCAGGCUGAUGUUCCUCUGACGGAACACUCUGGAAAAUCAGAGAUUGGUCAGGACUACACAUCCUAUACUCAGUAUGGAGACAGUCAGUCCUCGAUUUACCAGACCACCCCCUCUUCCAUUCCCGCUGAAGACCCCAAGCUUGCAGCGAAGGCUGCAGAGCUCCGUCGUCGUGAGGAGGAAUUAGCUGCCAGAGAACGUGAGAUGCAGGCUGCCCAAGUAGAGGCUGAACGUGUCCGGACCCAGGGCAAGAACAACUUUCCAAAAUUCUAUCCCCUCAUUUACAUGUCAAUCCCGGCAGAGAUUCCAAAGGCACAUCAAUCGACAGUCAAGUUCAUAUACAACCUGUGGCUGGCACUCCUUGCGACUCUGGGUCUCAACUUCCUUGCCUGUAUGCUGAUGCUCUUUGCUGGUAUUCCAAAUGGUGCUGCUGACAUGGGGGUUUCUCUCGGGUACUGCUUCACUAUCACUGCAGCCUCAUUUUUGCUAUGGUAUCGACCUGUAUACAAUGCAUUUAUGAAGGAGAUGUCGAUGUAUUAUUACUUUUACUUUAUUUUCAAUGGCUUCCAUAUCCUUUUCGCUUUCUACAUGGCUCUUGGAUUCCCAUCAACUGGAUCUGCUGGUCUGAUAAACAUGAUUCAGGUGUUCAAUGGCCACCAUAUUUUCGCUGGAAUUCUCUGCGUAUUUUCAACCAUACUCUGGUUUGUUCAAGGUGGCGGCUGCCUUUUCUUUUACCGCAAGGUUCACAUGCAUUAUAACCAGCAGGGACAUACUUUUGAUCAGGCCAAGGCCCAGGUUACAUCCUCUGCCGUGCGUAAUCAGGCAGUUCAGAAUGCUGCCUGGAGUGCUGCAACUGGUAAUAGGGUCUGAGCUGACCUUGCUGCUUCUGACCCCUAUUCAUACUCUCGUACAU
Messenger RNA from Lobosporangium transversale, 1250 nucleotides. Its product is annotated as scamp family-domain-containing protein. Gene Ontology annotation, cellular component: recycling endosome membrane; trans-Golgi network membrane. The record is from RefSeq and is a predicted model, not a curated record. NCBI's taxonomy places the organism in Eukaryota, Fungi, Mortierellomycota, Mortierellomycetes, Mortierellales, Mortierellaceae. The coding region runs from base 269 to 1207 and encodes 312 amino acids. The transcript is spliced from 5 exons. Gene Ontology annotation, biological process: protein transport.